AUGCUGAUGAUUAUGAUUCUAAAGAAGGGUCAUGACUUGAAGAACAGCGACGACACGGUGGUUGAUCAACAUCGCAACAAAACGAAGCUGCUGGUCAAGGAGUCGAUUCUCAUCGAAGCCAGCAAAGGUAGAGCUUAUAAUGACUAUGUCGGCUGCAUUGAAUUUCCGCAUCCGUGGAGCAUGAUUAAAUACUUAACGACCGAUCGGUCAAGCACCAACUGA
Messenger RNA from Soboliphyme baturini, 222 nucleotides. The record is from the annotation of a GenBank genome assembly. NCBI's taxonomy places the organism in Eukaryota, Metazoa, Nematoda, Enoplea, Dioctophymatida, Soboliphymatidae.